AUGAUAACUAAGCAGUGCCACCCAGCUAGAGCAGAGCGGUGUUCCCUGCCUGUGCCUGGAUACACUGCGGAGCUCUCCGGGAGCAGAGCGGGCUCCUAGCGCACCGAAGGCAAAAUCCGUACUCGGAGGCGCACGGGGAGAGGGAGCCGGCGCCUCUUGGAAGUCACCGCAGGCAGCAGCCGGGGCCGCACUGGGGCUUCCCCCCGGAGCCGCCUGCCGCCGGGUCCGGUCUCGGCGGCCGCUCCCGCACCGCCGGCAGCCCGGGUCACGUGCGCGGUCCGUAAUCCCGGCGAGGGGGUGUCGUUACCGGGAAGGGGGGCGGCGGGAGGAGGGGCUGCCGCUCAUGAGGGCUGAAGCCGGGUGCGCGGCCGGCUGCGGGCGCCGCUGCGGCCAUGGCCUGGCCCUGCAUCAGCCGCGUGUGCUGCCUAGCCCGCUUUUGGAGCCAGCUGGACAAGUCCGACCUCUCCGUGCCGCUCACCAUCCACAACUACUCGGACAUCGAGGAGCAGGAGGACGGGCCCCACCACCAGCGCGGCGGAGCGCCUCCGCGGGGCAGCGCUCGCCCGCCCGCCCCGACCCCCCGCCCGCGGGACCCCGCCGCCGCCAUCGGGAAGCCGGGCGGGCGCAGAAAGAGCCGUGAGUCCGCCGGCGGAGAGCCCUUCGCAGCGGAGACCCAGUACCGGCGGGACUUCCGAGCGUGGCCGCUGCCGCGGCGAGGGGACGCCUUCCCCUGGGUCAGCGCCAGCAGCGGCGGGAGGGACGGGGCCGCCCCCCAGCCCGCCCCGGGCCGCGCCGCCUGCGCCCUGCCCGGCAGCGGCGGCCCCGAACAGCUCCGGCCGCGGCCACAGGCGGACGGCGGACACACCACCUCCUACAGGCAAGAGUAUCGCCCAUGGACUGGAGCAAAACCAUCCAAGCCUAUAAAGACAAAGCAAGGCUUCAUUAUCCCAGAAGACCAUUUUGUUAAAGAGACAAGCUACAAGGCAGACUUUAAGAUCCCAGAGGUGAAGACCAGGUUCUCCCCCAACCCUUCUGCUGUUUUCCAGGCGCCGUCACGGAUCCUCAACGUGUGAACCCAGACCCUCCUCACACCCAGGCAGCUCAGACAUGGAGUUAGAUGUAUCUAUGCAAUUUUCAUGAGGAGCGUUAAGAUCAAAGAGCCAGCGUUACCAACAGCAGCCCCAGUGAUUGAUGACAUGCACACAAACUUUAUGUUAACACAACAAACCGCAAAGCACUUGGUUCAGAGCUGGCAAACCAUGCUGUGAGGAGUGACCUAGUUUUACAUGGGAGCACGUUCAUUACUCUGCCAGCUGGCCUCACAUUAGGAGAUUGACUUCAGGCAGCAAAGGCAGCAAGUAUAGCAGGCAACAUCCCUGUGCUCAGAUACACAGGGUGGGAGGGGAAAAUAGUCACAAAUGGGAUGGAUAAUUAAAACCAAAAAGAGUUUCAUCUAGCAGGAUCCUCUUCAGUAAACAAGUGAAAGACAGGGAGCAUCUGGAUGACUUCGGAGCUUCUUGAGGGGUUUUGGAAACAGGACCUGAAAUGGCUGCACCAGAAAACAUAGCACCAAAAAGGCUGGUGUGAACUUCCAGGGUUGUUUCAGAAGCUGGAGGAAGCCAGCAUCAUUGAACUCCAAAAUGCAUCUGGCAUAUGCAGUGUCUUGGGGCUUCAAGGCUAGAAAGCUGGACGUUUCCAUGGCUGGUGGGCUC
Molecule: messenger RNA, 1712 nt
Organism: Pezoporus flaviventris
Lineage: Eukaryota; Metazoa; Chordata; Aves; Psittaciformes; Psittacidae
Gene: MAP6D1
Product: MAP6 domain containing 1
Exons: 3
Coding region: 393-1073 (226 amino acids)
Biological process (GO): cytoskeleton-dependent intracellular transport; microtubule cytoskeleton organization; regulation of microtubule cytoskeleton organization
Cellular component (GO): cis-Golgi network; microtubule; Golgi-associated vesicle
Molecular function (GO): calmodulin binding; microtubule binding
Source: RefSeq, a predicted model, not a curated record